AUGGACGUGAGCUUCGUGUGCUCAGGGGAGGCGGAGCCCUUCGAGAUGGAGGUGGGCUUCUUCGACACCGUGCAGGACAUCAAGGAGAAGCUCCAGAGCCGCCGGGGCUGGCCCGCCGCCUCCAUUUCGCUCCUCCACAACGGCGACGUGCUCGCGGACGACGUCUACGGCGGCGGCGGCAUCGAGCGGCACGGCAUCGUGGAAGGCUCCGUCAUCCACGUCGCCCUCGUCCCCGACGGGCCGCGACUGCAGCCGCAGCGGGUGAAGCGGAGCAGACCGGCGAGCAAGAGUCGGGGCGAGGAGGGCGCCGCGCGCGCGCCGCUGCUGCGGGUGACCGUGGUGUCGCGGUGCGGCGCGGGGCGCAUGGAGGUGGCCGUGGCCGCGCGCGCCGCGGUGUCGGCGCUACGGGCGGAGCUGGAGCGCGCGCGCGGGGCCCGGUUCCCGCUGCCGGGCGACGGCGCCUACUUCUUCAUACACCGGCAGAGCGUGAUGGACGAGGCGCGCUCCUUCGAGUGGCACGGCGUGGCCACCGGCGACGAGGUCGUCGUGUUCGACGGUUCCGUGACGAGGGCCCCAGCGUACUGAGCCGAAAGUACGGCAUGGCGCCGCCAAUUAACUCCAGUUUACAGCUCAGACAAUACAGAAUGGACGGCAACAUUAGCUGCUGUUAACUCGAGUUUAGUUACAACUAGCUGGAGAUAGAUUCCUCAAUUGCUUUCAGUUCUUUGUGUACGCAUGCAUGGCUGUUGGAACUUGGAAGUCCACCUCGUGGUAGCCGGCGCGCUCAAAAUGGGCGGCGCUUGCACACGUGCACGCCGUCGCCGUUAUCCUAAGCGAGCAGCCGUGCGACUUGCGAGACCCCAGGUUUACUUCUGAUUUGUGCCCCCAAGGAGACAACACAGUCUUCAGGCAGGCUUCAGUAGUUCUAGACUUCCAGGAACAAGGUCUUUCCUGAUAUCAGAA
This is a messenger RNA of Panicum hallii, 963 nucleotides long. RefSeq lists its product as uncharacterized. Gene Ontology annotation, molecular function: proteasome binding; polyubiquitin modification-dependent protein binding; ubiquitin binding. Gene Ontology annotation, biological process: proteasome-mediated ubiquitin-dependent protein catabolic process. Bases 1 to 585 code for a protein of 194 amino acids. The record is from RefSeq and is a predicted model, not a curated record. The transcript has a single exon. Gene Ontology annotation, cellular component: nucleoplasm; cytosol. Lineage: Eukaryota; Viridiplantae; Streptophyta; Magnoliopsida; Poales; Poaceae.